Molecule: messenger RNA, 3050 nt
Organism: Misgurnus anguillicaudatus (oriental weatherfish)
Lineage: Eukaryota; Metazoa; Chordata; Actinopteri; Cypriniformes; Cobitidae
Gene: mier2
Product: mesoderm induction early response 1, family member 2
Biological process (GO): negative regulation of transcription by RNA polymerase II
Cellular component (GO): nucleoplasm
Molecular function (GO): transcription corepressor activity; histone deacetylase binding
Source: RefSeq, a predicted model, not a curated record
UAAGAUCCACGCGCUCCGGUGUGCGAUUAAACCGCGCGUCGCGUGCGAACGGACACGUUAGGACCCCGGCCGUCUGAUCGACCGAGCCCGACGGUGUCAGACCAACGCGUUUAACAUUAAAUAGGAAGUUAAAGUGUGGUCCACUCCUCAGUGUUUCGCCUGUCUCUCUCGGUCUCGAGCGUUUCAUUCGCCCGAUCGUGCGCCACGCGAAACAAUAGCGUGCACCGUGGUGCUGAUCCGCGUCCCAGGUGCGCGCCGGGCGGGUGUCAGUUCUGAAGUUUCACAACUGUGCGAAUGGGCUCCAAAGAACAGCGCCACAGUCGUGUAGACAUUUUCCACCAGGGCUAUGUGGGGCCACUGGAGGGUGUUCCCCGGGCAUCCACAUUCCUAGAGGGACAGGACAGGAGACUGGGGUCCCUUUGGAGGCAGCCGGCAAAGAUGGCAACCCAGUCUCAUACAGGUGGUGAGCUGCCCCUUGAACAAUUGCUGGCACUUUAUGGGUACAACCUGUCUGGUCCUGUCCUGAAGCAACAACAGGAACCCAAUGAGCUGGCAGCCAGUCUGCCUGAAAUGACACUGGACAAGGUUCAGAUAGGUAAAGAUCUGUCUUCAAGAGAGAAGGACGGGGAUAAAAAACAUCCCUCUGCUGAUGACCUCACACCCUCUGACACAUCCCAUGAAUCUGACCUCUUACAAUGUCACCUACGAGGUGAUGACAAAGACACUUCAGUCAGCUCCUCAGAAGAUGACUCAGAAAAUUCUAUCCACUCCAGUGAUGGCCGCAAGGCCAUCAUGGUGGGCUCCCAGUAUCAGGCUGUAAUUCCUUCUCUUAAUUUAAACACAUGUAAUGAAAGAGCUUAUGGGUACGAGGACCAGUUGUUGUGGACCCCCGAUGUGUUGUCCAGUCCAGCUGUAGAGAAGUUCCUGGUUGAAGUCCAGGGAAGAGGGAAUGACAAUGGAGCUACAAACACUUCGAUCACAGGGGACACAGUUAAAGAUAAUGAACAGGCUCUGUAUGAACUAGUGAAAUGCAACUUCAAUGCAGAAGAGGCACUUAGAAGAUUUCGUUUUAAUGUCAAGGUUUUCAGUGAGGAACUCUGUGGCUGGAGUGAGGAUGAGUGUCGUAACUUCGAACUUGGCUACCGUGUCCAUGGGAAAAACUUUCACCUCAUACAAGCCAACAAGGUCCGCACGCGCUCAGUAGGUGAGUGUGUAGAGUACUACUACAUGUGGAAGAAAUCAGAACGGCAUGAGUAUUUUACACAGCAGGCCACCAAGCUGGGUCGGAGAAAGUGCAAUAUGCCAUCUGGGAACAUAGAGGAUGCUGAACCCGAUGGAGAUGUUGGUGAGGUGGAAGGUGCCAAGCAAGGUUUGCCAAGUAGAUCCAUUCAGCUCCAACCUGCAGUCAUGAAUCUGGAUAAACAAGAAGCGAGCCUCAAUUGCACGGCUCAGGUUCAGGGUCGGCCUCGACGGAAACGCACACCGCGCUUCCUCUUAAAGCCCUGAGCUUCCUGAUCACUGACAGCCUAAAACUGACAGAUACGCAGGUUCUGAGCAGAAUGCUUGGGAGACGGGACUACGUGCAGAUUCUGUCUGCUGUUCGGCCAUUUUAUGCCUCCCAUGUAGGUUCUUCAGACAUCAGGCAAAGAUUGUCUAGGCAUGGUCUCUCUGUCCACCCAGCUUGACCUCCCCCUACUCCCUAGUAGCCACACCGUCGUCCCUUCUUCCCAGCCAAACUCAGGGCUCCUCAAAGCAGGUGUUUACCAGCUACAGCUAGGGUCUUUUUCUGAAGAUGCCGUACCUGCUUGAAUGGAGUAUGUUGCUUCCAAAAGACCUCAAAUUGACUUUUCCUUACCCGUCUCAUCCUAUCCAACACCAUCGCUCCUCCACACAGUGACUCAUCUGUUCACCAAACAUUCCAGUUAUGAGCAAAUAACUUUAUUGCAAUCAAUGAUAACGACAAGUGUUAUGUACUGACACGUUACUUUGCUGUCCUUUUCUGGAAGUAGCGCCCUGAAGACGAAGCAAAUGUUCAAGAGGUUUUUGUUUGAAAUGGGUCUACCACAACCUACAAGACUGCAGCACACUUUAUUAAUGUAUUUUAUGGAAUGGUAAGGUGCCAGAAAAGGUCAACUAAGAUCAAUGCCUAAAUAUCUUUCAAUGUGGGCGUAAUGAUGGUCUGUAUUUAGAUCAAUGUCUAAACCUUAGUAGCGUGUUAUAAGGAAAUUGGUCAUUGUCUGACUACUACAUGCUAUGAAUUUUUUUUUUUAAUUUAAUCUACCUUGUAAAGAUGGCAGCCUUCAUACCAAUCCAAGAACUGUUAUACAUUUUUCUUUUCAUUGCAUGUAGUUCUUACAGCUAAAACCUGUUUUUUUUUUUAAGCAAAAAGCAACUUAAGAAGAUAUUAUCAAUCAACAAAUGAACUACUAACAAAUUCGAUCAUUUUCGUAAUACCCUCCAUGGGACGUUAGCUUUCCCAAUGUAGCUCCUCUUUGUGCAAUAAAGAACUCAAGUUCCUCAGGGACUCCGAUCGUUUCCCUCUCGGUCUGGUCCGUCAGUACUUCAGUACUAAGUGUUGAAGAGGGUUUAUGAAUGGUUUAUCAUUACAUGCCCUGCCAACAAUCCUGAUUUGUCAGUGUUGCGACACUUUUAAACAACUCCAUGAAGUUUCUCAGGUUUUGCGGACAGUUUGGAAACCUCUCCCUUUGUAAAGGGUCCAGAAUCCUUCACCACCCAGAGAAACUGGCACCAUCAAAUCCAGUGUAGUGCCUCAUUUACUGUCACCAACAGGACUGUUAUUCAGGAAUGAGGGCUUCACGUGUCAUCCUCUCUAUCGGUUUGAAUAUGCUCAGAUUCAUGUGUGUUGCUUUUAAUCGGCUUUAAGUUUGGUUUUUAGUUUACACGAGGCUCAGAAGAUGCAAAAGGAACACACACACACUGCCUUUGCUUACAUGACUUGUAUUAUGUUUUUUAGCAAUUUAUAUAUUACUGCUCAUGUUGAUUUAUUGUCCUUAUUAUAUUUUGUAAAUAAAAAGAUCUCAGCAAUAUUA